UUGGAGGGCUGGUGGUAGCGGCUCGGGGAGGUGUUCAUUCUCUCGGUCUCGCUCUCUCACUCGCUUCCCCCGGCUCCCUUCGGUGCCCCCCUCCCGUCGCCUGCGUGCGGGAGUGUGUGCGAGGGAGGGGGUGGGCGUCGGGGGGUGGGGGGAGGCGUUCCGGUCUCCAGAGACCCGCAGAGGGAGGCGGAGGCUGCGAGGGACGCCGGGAAGCCAUGGACAUCGAGAGGCUGCAGGAGGCGCUGAAAGAUUUUGAAAAGAGGGGGAAAAAGGAAGUUUGUCCGAUCCUGGAUCAGUUUCUUUGUCAUGUAGCCAAGACUGGAGAAACAAUGAUUCAGUGGUCCCAAUUUAAAGGCUAUUUUAUUUUCAAACUGGAGAAAGUGAUGGAUGAUUUCAGAACGUCAGCUCCUGAACCAAGAGGUCCACCCAACCCUAAUGUCGAAUAUAUUCCCUUUGAUGAAAUGAAGGAAAGGAUACUGAAAAUUGUCACUGGAUUUAAUGGUAUCCCUUUUACUAUUCAGCGACUAUGUGAAUUGCUAACAGAUCCAAGGAGAAACUAUACAGGAACAGACAAAUUUCUUAGAGGAGUAGAGAAGAAUGUGAUGGUUGUUAGCUGUGUUUAUCCUUCUUCAGAAAAAAACAAUUCUAAUAGUUUAAAUCGAAUGAAUGGUGUUAUGUUUCCUGGAAGUUCACCAAAUUAUACUGAGAGGUCUAAUAUAAAUGGGCCCGGAACACCUAGGCCACUUAAUCGACCAAAGGUUUCUUUGUCAGUCCCCAUGACAACAAAUGGCUUGCCUGAGAGUACAGAUGGCAAAGAGUCAAACUCACAGCAAAGUGAGGACAAAAAUCACAGUGACUCCCCGACACCUGAAUCGGAAAGUUCCUCAGUGAGCCCUAUAAAAAAUAAACAUCCAGGUGAAGAUGCUGUGGAAACUGAAGGGCGUGAGGUAAAAAGACUUCGGUUUGACAAAGAAAGUGAAGUGAGGGAGACAGCCAGUCAGACAUCUUCCAGUGAAAUUUCUUCAGUUAUGGUAGAAGAAACAGAAGCAUCAUCUUCAUCUCGGGAUAAAGACAAAGAAAGUAGUUGUACCAGGCAGCACUGUUCAGAAGAGGAGGAAGAAGAGGAGGAAGAGGAGGAAGAAGAGUCUUUUGUGACAUCAAGAGAAAUUAUCCCAGAAAGAAAAAAUCAAGAAAAAGAAUCUAAUGAUGCCUUGACUGUGAAUGAAGAGACUUCUGAGGAAAAUAGUCAAAUGGAGGAAUCUGAUCUGACUCAAGCAGAAAAAGAUUUACAUUCUGAAGAUAGUGAAAAUCUAGGCCCUGUAAGUAGUGGUUCUGAUUGCCGUGAGACAGAAGAAAUAGUAGGAUCCAAUUCCAGUAAAACUGGAGAGAUUCUCUCAGAAUCCCCCAUGGAAAAAGACCACAAAGCCCCAGAAGUCACAGAUGAACCAAUGGAACAAGACUAACUAUUUAGAAACAUUUAGAUGGGUAUUUUACAUACAGUUCUGGUUUUACACUGUAUAAAACUUUUAUGUAAUAAAGUGGACCUUUAGUUUUACAAGAGAAGCAGGUUGUAAAAUAAAGUACUUAGUGGGAUAAAUCCUGAAAGAGUUAUACAUGUAAGAACUGCGAGUAUCAGCUCCUCUGGGUCCUGCUUACCGCUGACUUUUUUUGGUUUGGUCAAAUCAGUGGUUUGUGUAUAGAUUUUCUUUUUUUUAAUUUAGAAUUAAAGUUUUUAAACUGGAAAGUAAUAAUUAUAAUUUUGAAAACCUUUUGGAGAUUAUUUAGUUUAUAUAUAUGCAAGAAAGCAUUUUGUCUUGUCUCUUUCUGACAGCUCUAGCAGUUUUCACAUUUUGGUCAUAGUUUCAACAUUUUAACGUGCAUUUUAGGGUUUCAUGCUGAUUUUCAGAUUUUAUUAUUUGACUAUGUACAAUGGAACUUUAAGUCAUACACACACACACAUACACAUAUUCUAAAAGGAGAAAUGUUAUAUUUUUCUGUUUCUAUAAGAGAUGAAUACAGUGGAUACUUUUUCUAUUGGUAAUGAGUAAGUUCACCUCAUUAAGUUCACCUCUUUCAGCAAACAGUUUCUUUCUCUUUUGAGUAAUUCAAAUAAAAUCUGGCCCUUGUGAAACCCUGAAAAUCUUGUCUGUUAAAAUACCAGGUUAAAUACAUUCCGAGAGAUCUGUUUAAACUAAAAUUCUUUUGUAUACUUCUGAGGUGCCUGAGAAAAAGACUUCAUUAUUUAUGAGCAAAUGUGCUUUUUCUUGGAAAUUGUGUUCAAACAUUAGCUUACUGUUUUGUAGAAUGAAUGCUUAUAAAGCUGACAUGAGACCAUCUCAGAAGAACCCGGUAGGUUCCUUAACCUUUUGCUUGCUUUUCUGAACAUUGUGAAUAUUACACGUUUCUUUCUAAAUUAUUCUAGAGUAUGCAAAUGUCAAUGAUAUGAAACACCACUGUACUGGAAGAAUUAAUAUAUUACUUUAGUAAUGUACUGGAGCUAAAUGACUGAAACUUUAGGGGUGCAUAGAACCCACCAUAAUUUGUAUGACAUUUUGAAGUGAAUUAAAUAUUUUUGAACAUGCUUCUUCGACAGCCAGUGUUAUAUUUUUCAGAUCAACACAAA
This is a messenger RNA of Rhinolophus ferrumequinum (greater horseshoe bat), 2623 nucleotides long. It is a transcript of the gene PPP4R2, whose product is annotated as protein phosphatase 4 regulatory subunit 2. The record is from RefSeq and is a predicted model, not a curated record. Gene Ontology annotation, molecular function: protein phosphatase regulator activity. Gene Ontology annotation, cellular component: cytoplasm; protein phosphatase 4 complex; nucleus. NCBI's taxonomy places the organism in Eukaryota, Metazoa, Chordata, Mammalia, Chiroptera, Rhinolophidae. Gene Ontology annotation, biological process: protein dephosphorylation. Bases 216 to 1463 code for a protein of 415 amino acids. The transcript has 9 exons.